AUGAACUCCUUUGAGUUUAUCUCAGUUGAGCUCAUAGCCGGUGAAGCUUCACACCUGGCUCAUUACAACAAGCGUUCCACCAUCACCUCUCGAGAGAUCCAGACUGCCAUCCACCUCCUCCUGCCCGAAGGAGGCCAAGCAUGCUGUCUCCGAGGGCACCAAGGCCGUCACCAAGUACUCCGGCUCUCCAAUCCUCCUUUCCUCCCCAGCCUGACUUUCCAUGACCCACAGAGAACCAGUCAUUACAUCAUUUCCUUUUUUUUCUUGAAGAAACAUAAAGAUCAUAAACAGGGGCGGACUGACAACUCAUGGGGCCCCCGGGCAAUAGGGGAUCAUGGGGCCCCUGUGUCCUUGCCCAAGCUCAAAAAAGCCUAUGAAAAAGGUACCAGGGGCAUCUCAUGGGGCCCCCUACUGACCCCGGGCCCUCGAGCAGUGCCCGAGUUUUCAUAUGGUCAGUCCGCCCCUGAUCAUAAAUGA
Molecule: messenger RNA, 477 nt
Organism: Staurois parvus
Lineage: Eukaryota; Metazoa; Chordata; Amphibia; Anura; Ranidae
Source: the annotation of a GenBank genome assembly